Molecule: messenger RNA, 2442 nt
Organism: Candoia aspera
Lineage: Eukaryota; Metazoa; Chordata; Lepidosauria; Squamata; Candoiidae
Gene: TBXAS1
Product: thromboxane A synthase 1
Exons: 14
Coding region: 101-1681 (526 amino acids)
Molecular function (GO): steroid hydroxylase activity; oxidoreductase activity, acting on paired donors, with incorporation or reduction of molecular oxygen; heme binding
Source: RefSeq, a predicted model, not a curated record
AGUUUCAGGCGAGGCGUUUCGGUUAAGUGUAGAAUCGUGCAGAAGCGUUUGAUUAGCAGACUCGGCUUUGCUUGUUCUCGUGCUCCUCCAGUAGAAGACAAUGGGAUUUACGGAUAUCUUGAGGCUUGAUUUUGUUGAGAUUAAUGUUACAACAGCCACGCUGACUUUUCUGGUGAUAAUAUUGAUUCUCCUUGCUUGGUACACCACCUCUUUGUUCUCCAGGCUUGAUAAAGUGGGAAUCCGUCAUCCUCCACCUUUGCCUUUGAUUGGAAAUCUACUAUAUUUCCGUGAGGGCUUUUGGGAGAACCACAACAAGCUGAUUAGAGAAUAUGGACCUUCUUGUGGGUAUUACAUUGGUCAUCGAAUGUACAUAGUGGUAUCUGAGCCAGAUAUGAUCAAAUGUAUCUUAGAGGAUGACUUCAGAAACUUUAGGAACCGAAUGAAUCCAGAUUUGGCUUUUAAGCCAUUUGCAGACAGCAUUGUCAUGUUGCGUGAUGAGAAGUGGAAAAAUGUCCGGAGCAUAUUGACCCCAGCUUUCGGUAUUGCAAAGAUAAAAGAGAUGACUCCUCUAAUCAACGAAGCAUGCAAUAUCCUGCUGAAUAACUUAAAGGUCUAUGCAGAUUCUGGUACUGCUUUUGACAUUCAAAGGAAUUAUGGCUGCUUCACGUUGGAUAUUGUUGCAAGUGUAGCUUUUGGUGCCCAGAUUGAUUCCCAGAAGACUCCUAAUGACAUUUUUGUUAAGAACACCAGAAGAUUCUUUGAACCUUUAAUAUUUAAACCUCUCUUCAUCCUUGCCAUUGCAUUUCCAUUUAUAAUGAUCCCUCUGCUUCGCAUUUUGCCAAAUAAGAAACGAGAUGAAGUGAAUGGGUUUUUUAUCAGUCUCAUCAAGAAUAUGAUUACUUUGAGAGAUCAGCAGGAUCCAAAUGAGAGACGCAGAGACUUCCUUCAGUUGAUGCUUGAUGUGCGGAUGCCUACCGCUGACAUUGUCAGGGAACGGUCAGACGCAGCCAGCCAAGCUGACUUUUCUGAAGCUCUGCCGAAAAAGCAGCAGGCGUUGUUGAGUGAUGAUGAGAUAGCUGGACAAGCCUCCUUGUUCCUGAUUGCUGGCUAUGAAACCACCACCAGCACACUUUCCUUUGGCACUUACCUGCUAGCCACCAAUCCCCAGUGCCAAGAGAAGCUGCUCCAAGAGGUAGAUGACUUCUUUUCAAAACAUGACAUUCCAAAUUAUGAAAAUAUACAGGAACUCUCAUAUCUUGAUAUGGUGAUAGCAGAGACUCUGCGCAUGUACCCUCCGGCAUUCAGGUUCACCCGGGAAGCAGCAAAAGACUCUUUCGUGCUGCAGCAACAUGUCCCUGCUGGUGCUAUCAUAGAAAUUGCUGUUGGACACCUCCAUUACAAUCCAAAGUUCUGGCCAGAACCUGAAAAGUUUAUUCCUGAGAGGUUUACAGCUGAGGCUAUGCAGCAGCAGCAUCGUUUUGCUUAUCUGCCCUUUGGGGCAGGUCCUCGUGGCUGCAUUGGCAUGAAGCUGGGUUUGAUGACAAUAAAAAUUGCAUUUCUAAGAAUUUUGCAGAGGUUCAUGUUCAAAACUUGCCCUGAGACCCAGAUCCCUUUGCAGGUCAAAUCUCACAGUACACUAGGACCACAGGAUGGCAUCUUCAUCAAGAUCAUUCCUCGUUAAUAUAGUAACAUCACUCGGUAUGCUUUUUCUGGAGACGCUUUGACUUACCCCAUGCUGAAAACUUAUUUGUAACAUGGAAAAACCUGUUAAAGGCAUCAAAGCUCCUACCCAAGGACAUCCUGUUCAGACCUCUCUUCUGCUAUCUGAAAUCUCUACAGUCUGCCUUCUAGCCUUACAAGUCAUCUUAGAAUGCUAAAUUCCAAAGACAGUUAAACCCCUGCGCUCACAGACUUAACAUUAUAAUGGCUGAUAUGUCUGCUGCACUUUGAAAGCAUGUGUUUAAUACAUUUUUCUGGUGGGGAGAACUUGCUAAUAAUGAAAAUGGGAUGCUCACAAAAUAAAUUGUUUUAGAUGUUGAGCAUUAAAAAGUAAUUUUUAAAACAUUUCAGGUUGUUACAACUGAUCAGUGGUCUGCUUCGCCUCAACUCUAUCCUGGUAGAGUUGUUCCUCUCCUGUCCAAGAUCACUGGCAGAUUUACCUAGGUAAUUCUGCAGCCCAAGAUGUAACUGACUGUCUUGAAUAUGAGCUGUUUUGGCCUUCCCACCAGAAGUCAAACAAGGCAGCCUUCUCCAAUCUGGUGCCCUAUCCACAUGGUAACCUUUUUCAUCCUUCAGCUGGUUUGGCUAAUGGUGUGUACCAGACUGCAAAAAGCUAAAUGAAAACCAGUUUAUUCAUCCAACUUCUCAAGGCCUGUGGUUUUCAUUGACCCCUCAACAGCAUUCCUGGCCUUUCUUUGAACUUCGUAUUAGCACCAAGAUUUU